Molecule: messenger RNA, 1428 nt
Organism: Styela clava
Lineage: Eukaryota; Metazoa; Chordata; Ascidiacea; Stolidobranchia; Styelidae
Source: RefSeq, a predicted model, not a curated record
UGUACUUAUGCUUGAUAGUUCGAUUAUCCGAUCAGUUUUUGAUUGAAAAAAGAACUUUAAAAAAUUCAGCAUGAAAAUACUUUUAAAGAAAUUAGAUGGCUGGAGUAAUGAGGUUAACGUUAAUGAACAUACCGAAACAGUCGUGCAACUUAAAAAAACGGUUAUCAACGCAUUGGGAAACACUCAAUAUGCAGUUGAUCAAAUUCAGCUGAUUUUUAAAGGGGAUAAAAUAGUCCAAGAAUAUGUUCGAGAUUGUGGAAUCAAACAUGGGGACACGGUAAUGGUUGUCGUCAAAGAAAGGAGUUUCAUUCACAUUGUAGUCGAGGUGAACGGCGAAAGAAUUCAGCUACAUGUUGAAGAAAGCAUAUCAGUAGAAAAAGUAAAGAAUAUGAUUCGCGACAAAACAGGAUUUUCCGUACAAGAGCAAGUUUUGAUGUUCAACGGCAUAGAAAUCGGAAACGGCAGACUAAACCAUUUUCGUGUCUGUGACGGCUCAACAGUCCAACUGUUUUUCAAAACGUUCAACAUCACAGUUAAAGACUUUAACGGACAAAGUCACGCUCUACAAGUGCGCUUAAGUGAAUCUGUCGACGAUCUCAAAAGCAAGGUGGAACAAAAUACACGUGUCAUUCCAAACCAGCAAACGUUGACACAUGAAGGUCGCACCCUGCAAAACCAACGCGUUCUCCGAGAAUACGGCAUCCAUGAAAAUUCAGUUGUACACUUGGUUGGUCGUCUACGAGGUGGAUGGAUGGACUGACAUGGCUACCCAAUAGUGAACUGAAAUACAAACUCAGAUUCUUUGUGAGUGUUAACUUGUUACUCACUCAGUAUUACGACUCAAUGCUCUAUAAACCAGAAUAUGAUUGCAUAAGUUUUUAUUGUAUUUAUAUCCACUAGACCAGGGCCGUAAAUACCGAAGAUUUCUUGGUUCUAGCAAGUUCUUAUUAAUCGUUUUUCAUAUCCACAUAAACGUACUCUUGGUGGAGUCCUGACAUAAAAUAUGUCAAUCUAACACAGUGAUUGUUAACAAUAUGUUAUUUGCGAAGACCUUUAAUCGUCUGGCGAAAGCUACGGGCCCUCCCAAUUCCCAUGUAAAAUAAAUUACUAUUCUCAGCUCGCUAAAAUGAUAAAGUAUGCUGAAAGUUGAAUUGAAAAAAGAUAUCAAUAAAAAUCCCGACUCACAAAGUACAAAACGAAAUUUCGAAAAAACGAUCAUCCGCGGCCUUGGCAAUACUGGCUUGAUUAACGAUUGGUUAUCUCGAAAUUUUCACGAAUAUUUAAUCAAAAUGAAACGCCCUGUAAUUAUUAAUAUUGUGUAUACUUUGUGUCUGUCCUUUUAGAACAUACUUCUGUAAAAUUCAUUUUCUGGAAAAUAUGAUGAUAAAUGUAAAUAAUAAAAGUUUAUAUUGUAUUUCUAAAAAUUGA